This is a messenger RNA of Cebus imitator (Panamanian white-faced capuchin), 1327 nucleotides long. RefSeq names its product follistatin like 3 (gene FSTL3). NCBI's taxonomy places the organism in Eukaryota, Metazoa, Chordata, Mammalia, Primates, Cebidae. The transcript has 5 exons. Gene Ontology annotation, molecular function: protein binding; activin binding. Gene Ontology annotation, biological process: multicellular organism development; negative regulation of activin receptor signaling pathway; cell differentiation. The coding region runs from base 68 to 871 and encodes 267 amino acids. The record is from RefSeq and is a predicted model, not a curated record.
GGGACCUUUAUAGGGAGCGCCGGCCGCGCGCUGGGAAGUCGGUGCCGCCGCCGUCUCCGCGUUCGCCAUGCGUCCCGGGGCGCCAGGGCCACUCUGGCCUCUGCCCUGGGGGGCCCUGGCUUGGGCCGUGGGCUUCGUGGGCUCCCUGGGCUCGGGGGACCCCGCGCCCGCUGGCGUCUGCUGGCUGCAGCAGGGCCAGGAGGCCACCUGCAGCCUGGUGCUCCAGACUAACGUCACUCGGGCCGAGUGCUGCGCCUCCGGCAACAUUGACACCGCCUGGUCCAACGUCACCCACCAGGGGAACAAGAUCAACCUCCUUGGCUUCUUGGGACUUGUCCACUGCCUCCCCUGCAAAGAUUCGUGCGACGGGGUGGAGUGCGGCCCGGGCAAGGCGUGCCGCCUGCUGGGGGGCCGCCCGCGCUGCGAGUGCACGCCCGACUGCGCGGGGCUCCCGGCGCGCCUGCAGGUCUGCGGCUCGGACGGCGCCACCUACCGCGACGAGUGCGAACUGCGCGCCGCGCGCUGCCGCGGCCACCCGGACCUGCGCGUCAUGUACCGGGGCCGCUGCCGCAAGUCCUGUGAUCGUGUGGUGUGCUCACGGCCGCAGUCGUGCGUCGUGGACCAGACUGGCAGUGCCCACUGCGUGGUGUGUCGGGCGGCACCCUGUCCUGUGCCCACCAGCCCCGGCCAGGAGCUCUGCGGUAACAACAACGUCACCUACAUCUCCUCGUGCCACCUGCGCCAGGCCACCUGCUUUCUGGGCCGCUCCAUCGGCGUGCGCCACUCAGGCAGCUGUGCAGGCACCUUUGUAGGCACCCCUCAGGAGCCCCCAGAUGGUGAAUCGGCGGAGGAGGAAGAGAACUUCGUGUGAGCCUGCAGGACAGGCCUGGGCCUGGCGCCCAAGGCCCCCCACCACCCCCUGUUAUUUAUUGCCACAGCAGAGUCUAAUUUAUAUCCCACGGACACUCCCUAAACCUGGAUUCAGACCACUUCCGGGGAUCCCAAAACCCCCUGACGAUAUCCUGGAAGGAUUGAGGAAUGGAGGCCUGGGGCUGGCUGGUGGGUGGGAUGGACCUGCGUCCCGGGCACUGAGGGCUCAAUUUAGGCCCUACCCUGAGUCCUAUUGCCAGGGAGGACCCCACAUUUCUGCUUCUUUGGGGAUAACCUAUUAAUUAUUCCUAUCUUCAAGAGGGCUGGGCAUUCCCUGCUGGUAAUUCCUGAAGAGGCAUGACUGCUUUUCUGAGCCCCAAGCCUCCUAGAACCGGGGCCUUGGGCUCAGGCCAGGAGGUGCAGAGGAGGUCUAGCCUGGGUGUGAAUGAAUGGUCUA